Molecule: messenger RNA, 552 nt
Organism: Mugil cephalus (flathead mullet)
Lineage: Eukaryota; Metazoa; Chordata; Actinopteri; Mugiliformes; Mugilidae
Product: glycine-rich cell wall structural protein 2-like
Exons: 1
Coding region: 1-552 (183 amino acids)
Source: RefSeq, a predicted model, not a curated record
AUGUUGGGCGUUCAGAAAGUUCCCGUCACAGUGGCCCUCAGUUUCCUUCUCCUCGCCACACUGUUGCCCAGCUCUGAGGCCCGCCGUGGAGGUGGUGGCUUCGGUCGAGGGGGAGGCAGAGGACUGGGAGGCGGAGGAGGCGGCGGCUUCAGACGUGGCUGGGGUGGGGGUCAGUCCUACAGACCGGCACCCGUCCAGAGCAGUGGACCCAGUGCAGGAAAAGUGGCCGGUGCUGCUGCUGCAGGAGCAAUAGGGGGAGCUGUGAUCGGGUCGGCCUUGAGCCGCCCUGGGUACGGAGGAUACGGAGGAUAUGGAGGAUAUGGAGGAUACGGAGGCUACGGAGGAUAUGGAGGAGGUUAUGGAGGAGGUUAUGGAGGAUAUCCACGAUAUGGAAUCGGUGGCGGUGGAGCCAGGGGCGGCUAUGAGCCAGAGGGAUCUGGAGAUAUGGAGUUUUACACCGGAGCCUCCAGUGGCCCCAUCUACAACAGCAUCAUUGUUGUCAUCGGCUCCCUGAUGUCUCUGCUCCUGGGCCACUGGGUGGCAGUCAUGUAG